Messenger RNA from Caenorhabditis angaria, 2032 nucleotides. Lineage: Eukaryota; Metazoa; Nematoda; Chromadorea; Rhabditida; Rhabditidae. The record is from the annotation of a GenBank genome assembly.
AUGGAGGACUUUAAAGGAACAGGUGAGAAUUAUUGGGAAACAUUAAUUUUGAGACCUUAUGUACCCUUAAAAAAUUCCAAUUUUCAUUCUUGAAACCACUUGGCAAAAUUUAGAAUUUUCAGAAAAUCGAAAAAAAUUUGCCACGUGGAUUUCAGAUCUUUAAAAAUUGAAAAUUGAAUUUGUUUCAGGAGCAAAACGAAAAUCGGAUAAAAAUGAAGAAGAUUGUAUGACGACGAUUGGAAAAAUUCCGAAAAUCGACAGAAAUGUGAGUUGGAAAGUGCCACGUGGCAAAAAUCACAAAAAUAUCGAUUUUUUUGCAGUUCGAUGCCACGUCAUCACUCCUCGAAAAAUUGUCGCGAGGCGAGAAAAUCGACUUGGAUAAUUUGGAUGGAAUUGGAGAAGGGGAACCGAAAAUUCGAACAAGAACAACAUCGGAAUAUGCGCCAACUAGGGUUUGUUUUUGUUGAUUUAUCACUCAAAAAUCCAGAACAAACGUUUUUUUCAGAUAAAUUUGCAGAAACAAUCGUCAUUUUGUGAUAAAAUGCGAUCACUUCCAACAACUCCCACUUUUCCGGCUGCAAGAAAACGAAAGUUAGUUUAACUCGGGGAUUUUUUGUAAAAAAAUUCAUAUAUUUUUACGCUGGAAUCACAAGAAAUUCUGAAAAUUUGAAAAUUAAAAAAUUGUACUGUUUCAAAACUUUUAUAAGAUUUUUAUGUUUUUUUGGAAAAUUUGAUUUUGUUGUAUACUUUUUCGGAAAAGAUUACGAUUUCAAAAUUGACAGAAAAUUUCAAAUUUGAGAAAAUUGAAUGAAAAUAUUCUUUAAAAAUGUUGAACAAAUUUUUUUUCAAAAAAAAAAAUGAAUUUUUAAAUUUCACAAUUUUUGUUGCAGUUUAUCAUUGUCAUCUGAUUCAACAAUUUCUCACCGAAGUCUUCUUGGAAGUUUCACUGAAAAUGCAUUGACUGGAAGAUUGGAACCUGUCAAAAUUUUGGAUGGAUUUUGUUUGCAAUUGAGUUAGUUUUUCUGAAAAAUUCUGAAAAUUUGGACCCAAAAACUGAAAAACAAUUAGAAUUUUGUACAAUUUUCUGACGAAAUUCCCCAGAAAUUUUAAUUUUUCAUAUUUUUAAAUCAACCGGAAAAAAUAUACUGUUUCAAAAAAUUUUACAUUGUUUUUGAACUUUUGAAAAUUUUGAUAUCUUGAUGAUACUCUCUCUACAAAAAUUAUCCAAAAUUCAAAAUAUUUAUUUUCCACAUAGAAAAUUUCAAUGGAAAAAAGAACGAAAUUUCUUUGACACGUGGAAAAACGUGAAAACGAGACGGGCUUUUUCGAGUCUGCAAACACCGGACAGCAUCAAAAAUUGUUCUAUUUUUUUCUAUGUGAUUUUCCCGGAAAUUACAAAAAAAUGUGAUUUUUUCAAAUCACCCGUAAAAUUUAGGUUUCAAGAUUUUCAUAAGAUUUUUUUGAGUUUUUCGGAAUUUUGAUCCUUCAAUGAUUUUACAUUUUUAAUGUUCAGUCCCGCUCAAAAUUCCCCAUUUUUGCAGCCGCAAGUGGUUCACAAUUCUCCUCGGAACAUCUAAAUCUUCCCGUCACCGUCUAUUAUUUCGAUCUCAACACAACCGGUUGCCAAUUUUUUCCAGCUGCCCCAGUUCCAUAUUUGGGCAAAUGUGAUCUACUCUCCGAAUACCGUAUACCCUCAAAGGGACAUUUGCAAGCAACACUUUUCAAUCCACAAAAAACAGUCAUAAAAAUGUUUCUAACUUCAUAUGAUCUCGAAAAAAUGCCAGCGAAUUCGAAGAGUUUUAUUCGACAUAUUUGGGAAUGGAAAGUUGAGAAUUCGGAAAAAUCGAAACAUUUACAGUAUUUAAUACAUUAUCGAUUGCAAUCUGACAGAAAAUCUCGGGUUUUUCUGCAUUCUGAUAUUCGAAUUCUAUUUUCACAAGAUUCUACAAGAGAUGCUCUUCUUCUACCGAAUUCAAAUACUGUAAAUAAUUACCAACUUAUUGAUCGAAUUGAAAUUCCCAAAAUUCCAUAA